CUUUCAUGUUUUUCAUGGCGCUAAUCUAAAGAAAAAUAAAUAAUAUUUUUUUAUCAAUUUUAAAUUAUUAAAAUGAAAAGUUGCGAAUUGAUUUGUAAAAAUGGCACCCAUGACCCUAUUCCUUUACCUGACGGUGAAGUAGUUGUUCUAGGAAGAAGCCCACUGACAAAAAUAAAGGAUGCAAAGUGCUCAAGAAAUCAAGUUCAGUUAAUAGCAGAUUGGAAAAAGCAAGAGGUUGAUGUCAAACAGUUAGGCAAUCACUCUGGACAUAUUGAUCAAACUAAAAUAGAAAAGGGCAGCAGCAUGAAAUUAAAACCCGGUUCAACUUUAUAUAUACUUAAUGAGGACUAUCCUCAUGAAGUACAGUUUCAAUUUCAUGACAUCAAACCCAAACGACUAAGUGGAAUUAAAAUACUUGAUAAAGACAAACCUGAAUCUCCUGUGAAGCCAAAGAUUGAAUUCAAAUUCUUCACUAAGAAGACACCAACAGCAAAUGAAUGGAAACAACAUGAUAAGUUAUAUGUCUACUCUUCUAAAGAUAUUGAGGGAAGAUCAAAAAUUGCAGGUUUUGAUAUUGAUGGCACUAUUAUAACAACAGCCUCAGGAAAAGUUUUUCCAACUCACAGUGGAGACUGGAAAUUACAUUACCCUGAAAUACCCAAGAAAAUUAAAGAGUUAUAUGCAAGUGGUUAUAAAAUAGUAUUAUUUACCAAUCAGAUGGGUGUUGCAAGAGGUAAAGUUAAGAUUGAAGAUCUAAAGGAGAAAUUUACUAAUAUAGUUGAACGACUCAAAGUUCCAAUACAGGUUCUAGUAGCUACAGGUGCUGGUAUGUAUAGGAAACCCUGUACUGGUAUGUGGGAUUUUCUAAAAACAGAGGGUAAUGAUGGAGUUGAAAUCAAAUUAAGAGAAAGUUUUUAUGUUGGAGAUGCAGCAGGUAGACCUGAUAAAUGGAAUCCAGGAAGAAAAAAAGAUUUUUCUUGUAGUGAUAGAUUGUUUGCUAUUAAUAUUGGGGUACUUUUUCACACACCAGAAGAAUUCUUUUUAAAUAAACCAAUAGCCAAGUUUUCACUGCCAUCCUUUGAUCCUAGAAAUCUAUCAGAAGAAGAUCCUCUUACAACUCCACCUGGUGGUAAAAUAACAUCGAAAUCACAAGAAGUGAUAGUUUUAACAGGUUUUCCAGCAUCAGGAAAAACAUUUUUUGCCAAGAAGUAUUUGGUACCAAAAGGAUAUGUUCAUGUCAAUAGAGAUACAUUAGGUACGUGGCAGAAAUGUGUCAGUUUAUGUAAGAAAUCUUUACAAGGUGGUAAAAGUGUAGUUGUGGACAACACUAAUCCUAAUAAAGAGUCCAGAGAAAGAUAUGUUAGCUGUGCUAGAGAUGCUGAUGUUCCUGUGCGAUGUUUUGUAUUAUCAACUACAAUAGAUCAGGCUAAACACAAUGAAAGGUUUCGAGAAGCUACAGAUAAAUCUCAUAAAGCUAUCAAUGAUUUAAUAAUGAACUCUUUUAAGUCCAAGUUGGUUUUCCCAGAUAAAGACGAAGGAUUCAGUGAAAUAUUGAAAGUGAAUUUUGUGCCAAAAUUUGAGAACCCUGAUCACUUUAGACUAUAUAGACAGUUUUUAAUGGACAAAUAAUCCAUUGAUCUCAUUUCUUCUGGCAUCUUUAAAAAUACAAAAUUGAAAUGGCCCAGUAUUGUUUAAAGCAAUCUAAUUAAGAAUUUUUAGUUUGUGUUUGAGUCUGGAAUUACAGACUAAAUUCCAUGGAAUGUUCUAGUGUACCAAGCUGUGCUCUUAUUUCUUUGUUGACAUCAUUCAUUGUUUUGUAAUAAUAAGGUGUUUGAAAACUACCCAAAAAAAUUGUAU
Messenger RNA from Lottia gigantea (owl limpet), 1857 nucleotides. RefSeq lists its product as hypothetical. Gene Ontology annotation, molecular function: protein binding; double-stranded DNA binding; ATP-dependent polydeoxyribonucleotide 5'-hydroxyl-kinase activity. The record is from RefSeq and is a predicted model, not a curated record. NCBI's taxonomy places the organism in Eukaryota, Metazoa, Mollusca, Gastropoda, Lottiidae. Bases 73 to 1629 code for a protein of 518 amino acids. The transcript has 17 exons. Gene Ontology annotation, biological process: DNA repair.